UCAAUCAUCGCAAACAUUCGACUAGCGAGUAUGGCUGCGGCAGUGGAGAGUGUCGUAAAAGUGCUCGGUGAGCAGUACUACAAAGAUGCUAUGGAACAGUGCCAUAGCUACAAUGCCCGCUUGUGCGCCGAGCGGAGCAUCCUGAUGCCUUUCCUGGACUCUCAGACGGGGGUGGCUCAGAGCAACUGCUACAUCUGGAUGGAGAAAAGGCACAGAAGUCCAGGCACUGCUCCAGGACAACUGUACACAUACCCUGCUCGUCGCUGGAGGAAAAAGAGAAGGGCCCACCCUCCCGAGGACCCUGCCCUGGUCUUCCCCCCUCUGAAAGCAGCUGAUCUGGAGCUGGGCCUGAAGAAGGACGUGCUGCCCCCCCUGGACGGCAGCAGCCUGGAGGCGCUGCUGAAGGGCGAGCCCCUGGACAAGCGGGGGCCCUCCGACCUGCGCGGCCAGGACGAGGACUCCAGAUCCUCCUCGGCCGAGAUCACCUCCACCCCCAGCCACACCGGCUCCACACGUAUAAGGAAGGUACGCAGAUGCACAGAGAGGAUCCUGGAUCCGGACGACUAUCUGGAUGAUCUGGACGAUGAAGACUUUGAGGAUGAGACCCCCAAAAGAAGGGGCAAGGGGAAGUCCAAGAGUCGCGGCGUGGGCAACGGGAAGAAGAAGCAGGACUCCGCCGCCGCAGCCAUGGAGGACCGUGACAAGCCCUACGCCUGCGACAUCUGUGGGAAGCGGUACAAGAACCGCCCGGGCCUGAGCUACCACUACACCCACUCCCACCUGGCAGACGAGGAGGGGGAGGACAAGGAGGAGGCCGAGAUUCACACUCCAGCUCCACGCGAGGAGACCAAGACUCCCAAGAAAGGGCCCAAUGGGCUGGCCAUGCCCAAUGAUUACUGUGACUUCUGCCUUGGUGACUCCAACAUGAACCAGAAGACUGGACAGUCUGAGGAACUGGUGUCCUGCUCAGACUGUGGACGAUCUGGUCACCCGUCCUGUCUGCAGUUCACGCCGGUCAUGAUGGCGGCGGUGAAGACCUACCGCUGGCAGUGCAUCGAGUGCAAGUGUUGCAAUGUCUGUGGCACCUCCGAGAAUGAUGACCAGCUCCUGUUCUGUGAUGACUGUGACAGAGGGUACCACAUGUACUGCCUCACACCCCCCAUGUCUGACCCACCCGAAGGAAGCUGGAGCUGUCACCUGUGUCUGGCACUGCUCAAGGACAAGGCCUCCAUCUACCAGCAGCCUCAGAACACUUCGAUGGAGUAACGCUCCUCUCUUCCCCCUCCUCUCUCCUCUCCUCUCUUCCCCCUCCUCUCUCCUCUCCUCCUUUCUUCUCCUCUGCCCUCUCCUCCUUUCCUCUCCUCCUCUCUCCAUACCUCUCUUUUCUCCUCUCCUUUCAUCUCAUCUGCCCUCCCUCUUCUCUCCUCUCCUUUCUUCUCCUCUGCCCUCUCUUCCUCCCCUCCCCUCCACUCCCCUCUCCUCUUAUCCCCAGACUUCUCUUCUCUCCUUUCUGCUCCUCUGCCCUCUCCUCC
Molecule: messenger RNA, 1532 nt
Organism: Engraulis encrasicolus (European anchovy)
Lineage: Eukaryota; Metazoa; Chordata; Actinopteri; Clupeiformes; Engraulidae
Gene: dpf2l
Product: D4, zinc and double PHD fingers family 2, like
Exons: 11
Coding region: 31-1266 (411 amino acids)
Biological process (GO): positive regulation of transcription by RNA polymerase II
Cellular component (GO): MLL3/4 complex
Molecular function (GO): histone H3K4 methyltransferase activity; histone binding; transcription coactivator activity
Source: RefSeq, a predicted model, not a curated record